AUGGCGAAACGGGACUGGCAGAACCGAAACGUGAAGAAGAAGAGGAAAAUUCUGGGGAAAAAAUGGCUGAAUGCUUCUCAUUGCCAAAGAGAGGUCGCAAGCUUAAGCCAACAGCUACAGCAUCUGCAAGAGUGCCACAGGCAAGUGAUGGGAGAACAACUCACUGGCCUCAGUGCCAAAAAUCUGCAAAAUCUAGAAAACCAACUGGAGAAGAGCCUAAAGAGUGUUCGGGCCAAAAAGAAGCAAAUUUUCUCUGACGAGAUAAAAGAGCUGAACUCAAAGGGAAACGCGAUACAUCAGGAAAACAUAGGGCUGCAAAAGAAGAUAAGUCUCCUCCAUCAGGAAAAUAAUGCAUUGAGAAAGAAGGUUUAUAAAGCAAGGGAUGUGAAUGAAGCUUACCAAUAUUCCUAUGAACCAUCAAAUAGGACCAUAGUACAUGACUUGUUUGCACCUUCAAACCUCCAGCCAAGCCAGCCACAACCUCAAAGUAAAGAAGCCUGUCUAGAAGCAACCAAUCUCGGGUAA
This is a messenger RNA of Syzygium oleosum, 525 nucleotides long. RefSeq names its product MADS-box transcription factor 27-like. Gene Ontology annotation, cellular component: nucleus. Gene Ontology annotation, biological process: regulation of DNA-templated transcription. Lineage: Eukaryota; Viridiplantae; Streptophyta; Magnoliopsida; Myrtales; Myrtaceae. Bases 1 to 525 code for a protein of 174 amino acids. The transcript has 6 exons. Gene Ontology annotation, molecular function: DNA-binding transcription factor activity. The record is from RefSeq and is a predicted model, not a curated record.